AUAAGGAAAAGAAAAUCAAAAUCUGAAUAUUUUACUUGUAAUUGAAAUCAUUGCAAUAAUUGCGCUUUUGUAUUGUAUCACAGAAACAGGCUGCAAACUGACAGUCAAACCUUUUAGCCACUGAUCUGAGAUCUAAUCUUUUUCUCAUUAACUCUUUUAAGCAAUUUUAUUAGCCCUCCUCAUCUCUCCAUCUGUCCCAUUUAUUUCAUUUUCCUUCCCUCUCAAAACCCAACUCCCCAUUUGACUUGCAGAAGGCUUUAGGCUAUGAAACUUCACCAGUUGAGUUGAGCUGGAGCUGACUCAAAUCGAGUUGGGUUUUUCUCCAUUAACAUGGGUUCACUGCUUCUGCAAGUAAAUGGAAGAUUCUUCCCUUCACCACCACAGUUUCAGCCUUAUUUUCUUGCUGCACAGCCUCCUCCUCUAGCUCAAUCCAGCGGAUUCAACUUGGAAAACAAGGUGAGUCCAAGUGUACUUCUCAUCAUAAUCAUUCUAGCUAUUGUCUUCUUUGUCUCUGGUUUGCUUCAUCUUCUUGUUAGAUUCCUAUGGACUCCCCCAUUACAUAGAGACCCUGAGAAUUCAGACAAUGUCACUGCCUUUCAAGGCCAAUUACAGCAGCUCUUUCAUCUUCAUGAUUCUGGGGUUGACCAAUCCUUUAUUGAUACCCUUCCUGUUUUCCAUUACAAAGCCAUUAUUGGAUCCAAAUCCCCAUUUGACUGCGCUGUUUGUCUCUCUGAGUUUGAGCCAGAGGAUAAACUCAGACUAUUGCCAAAAUGUAGCCAUGCUUUUCAUACAGAAUGUAUUGAUACAUGGCUUUUGUCUCACUCAACUUGCCCUUUGUGUAGAUCUAGUUUAUUACCUGAUCAUUUCUCCCCACAUACUACUUGUGGACCAAUUGUUCUUGUUCUUGAAUCUGGGAGCGAGAGUUCUAGAGAUAUGGUAUCAGACAGAGAGGGUACAAAUCAGAUUUCAGUGUCAAAUUCGCAUAUGGGUCUUGGUGGAAAUGGGGUAUUUGAAGCUGGGUCGAGUGAGAUUGAGAAAUUAGAGGAUUCAAACGCAACUGUAGUGACUGUGAAGCUUGGAAAAUACAAAAAUGUUGAUGCAGGGGAAGGUGGAAGUAGCGAGAACAAGAAUGUGGAUUCUCGUAGGUGUUUUUCAAUGGGGUCUUUUGAAUAUGUAAUGGACGAGAAUUCUUCACUGAAAGUCGCCAUUAGAAGCACCCCAGUGAAGAAGCAACCAAGCAGGAAGCCAGCUCUGCCAUUGACGCCUGGUUACAGAGCAGCCAUGUCCGAAUACGACUGUGAAUCCAGAAGAGAGUUCAAACUCACUGGAAUUGAACCUCUUCAGGAAAUGAAAACGGGUGAGAAUGCUAAUAGCAAUAACAACAAAAUAGAAAGUCUCUCUGUAUCAAAGAUUUGGCUGAGAGGGAAAAAUCCGAGAGAAGAUUCGUCAAGAAGGGCAGUUUCGUUUCGAUUUCCCCUGCAAAGGGAUCGAGGUGUUUCAGAGAUGGAGGUUAGCAGAUGGGAAAAUGAAGUUCAAGAUGAAAUGGAAUUCGAUGAAGAAAAUCAGAGCCGUAACAGUUUGGAAUCUCAAUUAAAUCAAUCUUUCGCAAAGAGGACGUUACAAUGGCUCAUGGGAACAAGAUUAAACAAGGUUACUCACUUUGAAUCAUCAUCACCUUCAUCCUCUGUUUCAAAUAUCUAAUUGUUCUCUGUUUAAAUAUUUUGAUCUAUUAUGUAGAAUAUAGAUAAUAGAAAAUAGAAAUAAUCGAUUAAAGAAAA
Benincasa hispida (wax gourd) is the source of this 1778-nucleotide messenger RNA. RefSeq names its product RING/U-box superfamily protein. Lineage: Eukaryota; Viridiplantae; Streptophyta; Magnoliopsida; Cucurbitales; Cucurbitaceae. The record is from RefSeq and is a predicted model, not a curated record.